CGGGUGGCCCAGGCAGCAAUAUCAUCUGCCCUGUGAGCCUAUUCAUCUCCCUCAUUUUGAUGACACUUUCUGAACAUCGUCUCGUUCUAGCGUGCGAUAGUGGCGGUUUUACGUUUACACACGACUCCACAUUUUUGCUGUAGUAAAAUGAAAGGGUCAAUGUAUGCGUUAUAAGAGCGAGAUGGAUAAUCACGUUGGUCGCGUGAGCUCCCGUAUAAAAUAUUCGCAAAAGUCGAUCGAUACUCCAGUGACUUGUAAAGUGUUUCGCAGUUCGGUUUUCUCUCAUACCCCAAGCGGAUUUCAAGUAACUUAGCUCCCGUUAGAACCGGCAUACAAUUUUUAUUUUUUUAGUUAGAUGCUUAAAAUAAAUUAAAAGAGGAGAAUAUCGCUCAUGAUAGCCGUUUUUCUGAUCUUGCGCGAUCAAAAGAGUGCCGCAGAAACUGUGACAGAUAUUUCUUGGUCAAAUUCCCCAUAAUUUUUAUGUAAUACGUCUGCGUUUUGCCUUAAAGUUUAAUUGUGUCCAAAAAUAAGAUUUUUACGUGCUUUUUCUUAGCCGCAUAGAAGAAAGUUUAAUUCAGAAGGAAGUGUUUGAGUUUUUGUUUUAUUAAAGUAAAAAUUUAAAGAAAGCAAAAAAAAAAUGAGUGAAGUGCAAUUCAAGAAACAACCAAAGGGUUUCGCCACGAAAGCCAUUCAUGCUGGCCAAGAUCCUGACCAAUGGAGUGGUAAUCCUGUAAUUCCGCCAAUUAUCAUGAGCACCACAUUCAAGCAGCACGAUCUGGAUGACCACAAGGGCUUUGUCUAUGGCCGAAGUGGAAAUCCGACGAGGAAUAUGCUGGAAAAGUGCCUGGCUGCUCUUGAUAAUGGCAAACACUGCCUCACCUUUGCCUCUGGGCUGGGAGCUACGACUACCAUCGUCUCCUUGCUCAAUGCAGGUGAUCAUUUGAUUGUCACAGAUGAUCUCUAUGGUGGCACAAGUCGCUAUUUGCGUCUCGUGGCCACCCGUAUGAACAUCCAAUCGGAAUUUGUGGAUGCAACUGAUCCUGAUGCUGUGGCGAAUGCCAUAAAGCCCAACACAAAGCUCGUGUGGCUGGAGACACCCACAAAUCCCAGCAUGAAGGUCGUGGACAUUGAGGCUGUCUGCAAAUUAGUUCACAAGACGCCAGGGAUCAUUGUUGUGGUGGACAAUACGUUCUUGUCGCCAUACUUCCAAAGGCCUCUUGAACUGGGGGCGGAUCUAGUUAUAUACUCCGUCACGAAGUACCUCAAUGGACACUCGGACAUUAUCAUGGGAGCUGCUACUACAAAUAAUGAUGAUAUUCACCAGAGAUUGCGCUUUUUGCAAAACUCAAUGGGAAUUGUACCAUCACCUUUUGAUUGCUACCAAGUUAACCGAAGUCUCAAAACACUGGCACUGAGAAUGGAGCAGCAUCACAAAAGUUCCCUCAGGGUGGCACAACACUUGGAAAAGAGUCCAUAUGUGACAAAAGUUCUUCAUCCUGCACUGCCAAGUCAUCCACAGCAUAAAUUAGCUCUUCGUCAGUGCUACGGACACAGUGGCAUUAUGUCAUUUUACAUAAAAGGAGGAAUUCAGCAGGCAAAAGAUUUCUUCAAGAAUCUCAAAGUUUUCACACUAGCUGAGAGUCUCGGUGGUUAUGAAAGUCUCGCAGAGCUUCCAUCACUCAUGACACAUGCUUCUGUUCCGGCUGAACAAAGAGAAAAACUCGGUAUCAGCGACAGUUUAAUUCGACUGUCAGUGGGAUUGGAGAACGUUGAGGAUCUCAUUGAGGAUUUGGAUCAGGCUUUGGCAGCUGCAGUGGCUACGUAAAAAAACAGUCUAUCUAUAUUAUUCAGCAGAUCUAUGCAAUUUUCACUAAGCUCUUGAGCUUCGAAAGAGAAAUUGAGCAACAGUUUGUAGGGGAAAAUGAAUAUGCACCAAAAUCACGUCACGUAGAAUUUUCACGAUGGAAUAAAUACAGCAAAAUGGGUCGUAAGAUUUGAAAUUAUGUUUUAAUAUAAUCUAAAUUCAAUUGGAGUAAUAUAAUGAUGUUUUUGGUGAUACCAGAAACAUUGUGAAGUUUUCGUCAUUGUACAUUGCAGUAUCUCAAAAUCAAUUUAGAAUUUUCGAGAUGUUUAAAUUAAAUUGUGUAAAAUGUUGAUAAUAAUUGCAGUUGUUGUGUACUAGAGAGAAUAAAAAAAAACUUAUAAGGAAUUGCUAAAAAGAAGCUCUGCAUUAUUUUUUAAAUUCAAUUGACAAAAUUCUUUUUUUUUGUAUUGAAAACAGUAAAACUGUAGGAAAUUAAUUCAAAAUAAUUCAAUUCUAUUAAAAUAAAUCUAUUUUUCUAUUUUACAACAA
Molecule: messenger RNA, 2353 nt
Organism: Phlebotomus papatasi
Lineage: Eukaryota; Metazoa; Arthropoda; Insecta; Diptera; Psychodidae
Product: cystathionine gamma-lyase-like
Exons: 6
Coding region: 638-1825 (395 amino acids)
Biological process (GO): transsulfuration
Cellular component (GO): cytoplasm
Molecular function (GO): pyridoxal phosphate binding; cystathionine gamma-lyase activity
Source: RefSeq, a predicted model, not a curated record